AUGACAGGCACAUCAUCUUUUGAGGAUAAUUCAAGCGGAGGGCUGGGAAGGAGUCAUAUAUUACAAGCAGGAGAGGAGCCCCCAGAUGAUGAGUUUGCAGGCAUAUUGCAGCAGAUAGCUGACGAUCUUUACGAUGAAGCCAAGAUUGACAGCCUCGCUGGUCAGCUGGGAAUCCUACAUGGUGAUAUACAGAGAGCGCUCAUGACCAAUGUGAAGUUCAACCGUUUUACCAGUGAUGGAACUCGCCAUAUGCUGAAACAAUGGAGAAGAGGUGUGUCCAGGGAAGAUGAACGGAUUGAGCUAACGAAGGCACUGCAAGCUGCCAAGUUGGUCAACCUUGCAGACCUGUAUCUCAGCAAAGGUUUAGCAGAAGAACAGAUCGAUGCUGAAUAUGCCAACGAAGACGUCAAUGAUCAGCAGCUCUCUAAUAUAGAUGAGACCUCUCUAGAACAGGACCGGACCAAAGGACACACUGACAUCCAGGUACUUCAGGAAGCUACAUCAAGCAGUAUCCACCCUCCCCGAGAUGGGCAUUUAGGAGACAUGGCUUCCAAAACCCAGGAGGACUUGACAGAUUGA
Molecule: messenger RNA, 579 nt
Organism: Strongylocentrotus purpuratus (purple sea urchin)
Lineage: Eukaryota; Metazoa; Echinodermata; Echinoidea; Camarodonta; Strongylocentrotidae
Exons: 3
Coding region: 1-579 (192 amino acids)
Biological process (GO): protein ubiquitination
Cellular component (GO): BRCA1-BARD1 complex
Source: RefSeq, a predicted model, not a curated record